UCAGUCAGUAGGUCAGUGUGUCCGGGUAGGUCUACGUGGUGAGGAGUGGGACCCCUGUCGUGCACCAACACCACGAUGGAUGACUAUCCGAUGUAUGGGGUACUUGUUGGGUUCUCCCUCUGGGGGACCCUCUGGCGUCUCCUCUUUCCUCUGGGCUUUUGGCCCACUUUCACGUGUAGAGUAGGAGGAGGAGGAGAAGAUGGCCGCCCUUCUACAGGAGAAGAAGGAGAAGAAGGAGGCCAAGAAGAGGGCCUUGAAGGAGGAGCAGGCGGCCAAACUGAAGAAGAUGGAAGAAGAAAUGGCCAGGGAGAAAGAGAAGUUGAAAAAGGAAGAAGAGAAGCUGAAGGAGGUGGAUGAAGAAGAGGAAGGACCACCACUGCAAAGGAGUAGUGGGCAGCCCAGUAGUAAUACCGGUGGAAACCUGGAGAAGAGGAUCUCUGAAUGGGUUGCCAACCUGACUGUGGGAGAAGAGGAAGAGGUUAGUAUGUACAUCCCGCAGGAUCAGCAAGAAGCCGGCAUGAAGGCUUGGGAGGUAGAGAAAGACCCUCUGAAACGUCAAGCGUUGGAAGACGAGAAGAAGAUGGAAUGGAAAUUAGCGGUGAUGAGGGAGAAGAAGAGGAGAAUUGACAAGGCAGCGGAGGCGGCAGAGGCCUUAGAAGAGGUGAAGAACAUAGAGACGCAAUUAGCCGCCCAGCCAGAUCUCCCGAAUCAGAUGCGAGUCAUAGCGCGGAGCGUCGCAUGCCUGGCACGGGUUCAGGCAKACCAAUAUGACUUUAGCAGAAGUCAGGACAUAGCUGUGCGCUCGAUACGAUUGGGCUUUCGAGACUUCGCUCGUGAGUUGGUAGGCGCCGUUGGAGUCGAGGUGGGUCACCGCCUCGACAAGACUGAGCAGUUCUGCGCCGGCGCCAUUGAAGGCGUCAAGGCGGCAGCUCCCAAGGAGGAGGAAGCACGUCCUCCUCGCCGGGAGCCUGUCAAAGUCAAGUUCCCCGAUUCCUACAGCGGGAAGAGGGAGGAAAACUUUGACAAUUGGGAGGCCAACGUUAAGACCUAUGUGCACUUGCAACAGGUCUCCCUAGAUCAGCAAGUCUUAAUUGCUAUCCACGCACUGAGAGAUGAGGCCGCCAGUUUUGCAAGGUCCCUAGUUCGCGCUGCCAACUGUAGUGAUGAUCCCGUUGCGUACUCCUCAUUUACGUCCCUCACCGAAUUUAUCCGUAGUCUGAUCUUGGGAGAAUGCCACGACACAGAGGGUCAUUUUGGUUGGCAAAAGACCUUAGCCAAUCUGAUGCGCGCGUAUACCUGGCCAGGGAUGAAGAAUGACUGCGUAGAGUAUGUUCGCAGUUGUAAGGUCUGCCAGCGWAACAAGUCUUCUACGCGUGCCCCGUUAGGUCUUCUCAGACCCUUGCCCAUUCCGGAUCAGCCGGGAGACUCAGUGUCAAUAGAUUUUAUGGACACUCAAGUCAAAAGCAGGCAUGGCAAGAGUCAGUUCUAAAGAGUUUACACCUGAGGAGAACAUCUCGCAGAAGUUACUACCCACCUAUAGAGGACCGUGGCCAGUCCUAGAAGUCAAAGGCAGCRAAGAUGGACCGUCCUAUACCAUAG
Messenger RNA from Chara braunii, 1599 nucleotides. NCBI's taxonomy places the organism in Eukaryota, Viridiplantae, Streptophyta, Charophyceae, Charales, Characeae. The record is from the annotation of a GenBank genome assembly.